Molecule: messenger RNA, 186 nt
Organism: Aspergillus ochraceoroseus IBT 24754
Lineage: Eukaryota; Fungi; Ascomycota; Eurotiomycetes; Eurotiales; Aspergillaceae
Product: Clr5 domain-containing protein
Exons: 2
Source: RefSeq, a predicted model, not a curated record
AUGAAGAGCAGCAUCCCCGCCGACACCUGGGAGGCCAAGCGCGUUCUGAUUACCAAGUUGUACAAAGAGGAAGAAUGGCCUCUUAAGCAGGUCAUCAAAGUAAUCCAGACUCCAGACUUUCACCCCAGUGAAACACAACUCCGGGCCCGCCUGAAGAAAUGGCAAGUUACGAAGCCUUCUCGCAAG